Molecule: messenger RNA, 1829 nt
Organism: Frankliniella occidentalis (western flower thrips)
Lineage: Eukaryota; Metazoa; Arthropoda; Insecta; Thysanoptera; Thripidae
Exons: 3
Coding region: 195-1829 (544 amino acids)
Molecular function (GO): protein binding
Source: RefSeq, a predicted model, not a curated record
UCUGGUGGUGCCUCAGGCCAGGGCCUUCUGCUUCAGUCUAGGUCUUGACUUGAGUCUUGGUCCCAGUCCCAGUCUCUCAGUCCAGUCGGUCUUCUAUAGCGGUCCAGCUGCAGCGGGUUGCAGGCCGAGUCGCGGCGGUCCUGUCAGCACCUACGUGGCCCAGCCCGCCUCCGAGAACUCUUUGGGUGAAGAUCAUGGAGUCGCUACCGGACGAGGUGCUGGUGAUGGUGAUGCGGCACGUGGCCGUGACGGACCUGUUCUCCCUCCGCCUGGUGUGCAAGAGGUUCGCGGGCCUAGCGCUGCACCCGGACGCGUGGCGGUACCAGCGGCUCAACGGCAACUCGCCGCGGUCGCGGCCGGACGCGGUGCUGCGCAUCGCGCCUUGCCUGGCCGAGCUGACCGUAACGCUGCCGGCGAGGGACCGGCCGUCGUACCACUGGACCACGUGCGCCGUGGAGAGCCUGGUGCUGAACGACUACACCCGCAGCAGCGCGGCCUAUGGCGGGCACCGCGCCUCUCAGGUGAUCCGCAGGCAGGCGGAGCUCGGCCGCCUCAGGCGCCUCUCGGUCAACUUUCAGUACUUUGUGUCGUUGCAGUCCUGGCAGACGGUAGGGUCAACGUCUGGUUUGAAAAAGCUGGAAGUUCGCGGGUUCUCUCCACGAAUAACUGGCGACCCAGGCAUGCAGGCGCCGCCUUCGUCCCUCGAGGUCUUCACGUGCGGCUCAGGUGGCUCGCGCGAGCAAACGACGUUCUUUAUUGACUUCAUCCUGGCCGCGCACGCCGCCACCCUCCGUGAGGUCAAUCUCCGCUCAGUCUUCAUUCCAGCCCCGGCGUCGACGGCACCCCUGCUGGCGGCCAUUAAGGGCCUCCAGAAACUGCAAAGCACCCUGCUUCCCGGGCUGGAGGCCGUGGCGGCUUGCGAGUCGCUGAGGAGGCUCCACUUAGUCGUGAGCAGGCACUGCCAUGAAAGCGCGCCGGCCGCCGAGCUACUGCGGCGCGCCUUGCACCUCCAUGAGGUGGGGUUGGUUUUCUACCCGGGGGGCAUCCCGGACGUGGAGGUGGACGUUGCCCUGGACCUCCUCGGGGCGCUCUCGUCGGUGGGCUCCCGCGUGGAGGUGAUCGCUCUCUACCUUAGCAGUCGGUCCCUGCCGGACGAGCACUUCCAUCUGCUGCAGCCGCUGCUGGCCGCGCUGCCCUCGCUGCGGCACCUGCGCCGCCUGGUCGUGAGCAACGUGCCGGACGACCUGCUCCUCGCCAUCAACCCCGAAGUCGCGCCGGCGCUGAGGACGCUCGCCACGGACCUGACGGUGGCGACCUGCGCCCACGCCUGGAUCCACAGGGACUCGGUGAGGACCGUCAUGUGGCUGAACCCUCUGCUUCACGUGGAGGUGACAUCAUUCCUGGUGGUCUGCGGCGACCUGGACGCCUGCGAGGUCUGCCUCCUGGACUACUACUCCGUGCUGAGCGAGGGUUGUCGGCGCCGGGAGCAGCCUAAGAACAACCCUCUCUCUAUUGGGCUCUACUCCCAUGACCCUGGCGACACAUGUGCGACGGUCCACAAAGCCGCUGGCUUCGUGUGGAUUAGUGUGCCCGCGCUGCGUCAGCUGCAGCACUUGCACGUGCGUCACGCGUCGGACGCGCUCCUCCUGGCCAUCACCCCCGACGUCGCCCCGCUGCUGAGGACGCUCACCACUGAGCUGCCGAGGGACACCUGCGCCCACGCCUGGAUCCACAGGGACCCGGUCAAGAGCGCCAUGUGGCUCAACCCUUUGCUUCAUAUCGAGGUGAAGUCGAAUCGAGCCAAGAGCCUGCCAACGCCAGGAAAUUAA